AAAAAUAAAAGAAGAAAAUACAUACCUAACGCAACACCAAAAGUCUACAACAUGCGGCUACUAUCCGCAAAGACUCAAAAACUUGUCGAAUUUUUUGGCGAUGCGAUACCCCCGUAUGCAAUAUUAUCUCAUACAUGGGAAGCCGAGGAAAUUACUUUCCAAGAUAUUACACAAGGGCAUUCUUACCGAGAGUCCAAGAAAGGCUGGGCUAAAGUGAUCAAAUGCUGCCAACAAGCGAUUAAAGAUGACUUCGAAUUCGUGUGGAUCGACACAUGUUGCAUCGACAAGUCAAGCAGUGCGGAGCUUCAAGAGGCAAUCAACUCCAUGUUUAAAUGGUACGAGAUGUCGCUUGAAUGCUAUGUAUAUAUAUCCGACUUGAAUCACCCUGGCUUGAACGCAGAGCCUCAAGAGAUAAAAGAGACUUUGGCAAGAUAUACCUGGUCACGAUGGUUCACUAGAGGUUGGACGCUUCAAGAGCUUCUCGCUCCGGCAUCUGUUCGUUUCUUUGACUCUGCUUGGUUGGAGUUUGGCGACAAGAUUUCUCUCCGGGAGCAAAUCGCUAAGGCAACUGGCAUUUCUCAGCAGGUGCUGGUUGACUCUGUUAUUGAUGUGCGCCGGGCCAUGGAUUUCAUCAGCAUCGCACAACGGAUGUCCUGGGUGUCGCGCCGCACUACGACCAGGGAAGAAGACAUAGCAUAUUGUCUCUUGGGCAUCUUUGAUGUCAACAUGCCGUUGUUGUACGGCGAAGGACCUAAGGCUUUCCAACGCCUCCAGGAAGAGAUAAUUAAAAAGUCCGACGAUCAGUCCAUCUUGGCAUGGGGUUUCGGUUGUGAGGACAGAACCUUGUGGAAAGUCUCUACAGCCCUGGCUCAAUCGCCCCUGGAUUUUCUCCGCUGUGGAGAGAUGGUAUCAACAGGUGCAGCAGCUCCUGGAGAUGGCUUUUCGAUGUCUCAGAGGGGACUCCGAAUUGACCUGCCAGUGCUUGGAGACUUUAACGAUGGAGACAUAGUCUACUGCCUUUUGAACUGCACUCUAACAGCGAAGAGCACAAAGGGUGUCACGACUCGUCUACUUGCUGUACCGCUUGCUCGAUGCACCUCACGGGCAGAUGGAGCGAAACCCAAGCUGGACGAGUAUUAUCGGCUAUGCAAUCGAAUCCCCCACUGGGUAGAAGAAAGUGAGGUCGCCGCAAGCAAGAGGAUGACAUUAUAUAUGCCGAGUUUUUAUCGGCAUGGAGACGUGAUUCGGCCUAGAUUGAACUGCCGUCUGGAACUUGGAUCUCUGCCUCCGGGUUACUUUAUCGCAGGCAUGUUCCCUCCCGAGAGGUCUAUGAAUUCCUUACUACACCUUACGCUCCACAACGACAAUGGUACCACUUAUUUGAUCGUCCAUAUUGCAACAACCCUUCAACAACCGGGUUAUCUCGUUGUCAUCAAAUGCAGACUUGACUCGAGCCAUGACGAUCCUGCAAGCUCUGGUGCAUUAUACCAAGAGAAGUCAAGUCCAGACAACCUGGACUCAAGCAAAUAUCUUCUCCCCUUGAACAGAGCCAAACUCAAAGAGUUAAUCAUCGAGUGCAUUGCCGUCGUGUUUCAUUUAGAAAAAUCUCAAGUCAACGGUAUGUCUUCAUUGCUGGAGCUGGGUAUCGACUCACUCACAACCGUUGUCCUCCAAUACCAAUUAGAGGAGCGCAUUGGCAUUGAAUUUCCAGUGGAUAUUCUUUUUGGCUCAAAGACUGUUAAAGACGUGGAACACAAGUUGCGGUUUGCCAUGCAAUCCCACUUUCGAAACUCUCUAGUCUUACAAAAAGGCCAGGUCAAGAUUCCUCUAUGCGAAAUCGACAGCCCUCAAUUUGCUAUAGUAGAGGUAGCACCAAAUGCAUCAUUGAUUCAGCUGCUAGAGAGAGCAGACUUGUUCAAUACUGCGCAAUAUACAAACAAUACUUUCGAAGCAGUCUUACAGCUGUCGGAAAAUUUAUCAUUAAAAGCUAACUUUCGGAACCAUAGAAUAGAACGUUCUCUCACGUUAAAAUUUAUAAAUGCUUAAACAUGGCUCUUAGGUCACGCAGGCAUCAGGUUGGAGUGGAGCGCUAUUCUAAGAUUGAGGUAAAGAGAAGAAUGUAGAAGCUGAGGACAAGAUGCGAGAUACGCAAUGCCACAGUAACGAGAUGAGUCCCUCAAUGGGCUGGUGGCGCUAUGGAGAAAUAGGCGCUGGAAGUCAACGAUCUCGCGGUACAGCAAGAUAGCCUUGGGAAAAGAGCCUUGACAUUACGACGUGGGAGAACAAGAUAAGCAGGCGGAUACCUACAUAUCCGCCUGCUUGUCUUUGAAGUUAAUGAUGUAGUUAGCGCUACUUAUCUCUGUAAUGUAGCCACUGAUGUUCUUU
This is a messenger RNA of Trichoderma harzianum CBS 226.95, 2385 nucleotides long. RefSeq lists its product as hypothetical. Bases 52 to 2046 code for a protein of 664 amino acids. The record is from RefSeq and is a predicted model, not a curated record. The transcript has a single exon. NCBI's taxonomy places the organism in Eukaryota, Fungi, Ascomycota, Sordariomycetes, Hypocreales, Hypocreaceae.